Drosophila takahashii is the source of this 4386-nucleotide messenger RNA. RefSeq names its product discs large 1 (gene dlg1). Gene Ontology annotation, molecular function: kinase binding. Gene Ontology annotation, cellular component: neuron projection; postsynaptic density membrane; neuromuscular junction. NCBI's taxonomy places the organism in Eukaryota, Metazoa, Arthropoda, Insecta, Diptera, Drosophilidae. The record is from RefSeq and is a predicted model, not a curated record. Gene Ontology annotation, biological process: receptor localization to synapse; receptor clustering; establishment or maintenance of epithelial cell apical/basal polarity.
ACUUGGAAGCGACGGGACUUGUAGACUUGGGGACCACAAAAAUGGAUUCAGACACGGAUGAUUCGGAACGGGAGAAGAGCAGCGAUCCCAACGAGGGUCUGCUGAGCAGCGAUGAUAAGACCUUUCACGAUGACGACGAGGAGGAGGACUCUUCCCCAGCCGACGAUGAGGAGGAGCCCGAGGGUGAGGAGUCCUUGCUGCCGCAGCAGCAGAAGAAAGCUCAGCCAUUGGUGGUUCUGGUUGAGUCUGGUUCGGGGGAAGCCAUAGAAGAACCUACUGAAGAAAUCGAAAUCGAUCGGGUGACAUUACCCAUUAAAGAAGAAAGGGAACCCGAUCCGGAACCCGAACCCUCACCCCUCAAACACGACAGUGUCCGCGAGUCCGUUGAAUGCUUCUAUUCCGCCCAGGAUCUCCUGGAAUAUGGCCAUAUGCUGUCCUCCUCCGGAGGCUCCAUAGUUCGAACGCCGGACGUGGAGUCGGGGUAUUUCGAGAAGUCCGAGAGCGAUGAGGGUGGACCUCCUUCGUCCUCCUCCUCGCUGGGCGCCGCCCGCUGUCGUCUGUUGUCCGGCAUUUCGGGACUCUCGCCCGUCUCCUCCUCGUCGAGCCGACACAGUGCCGAGGGUCUGCGAAUGGAACUGAGUCGUUUCCGCACCAUGAUCGAAACCCUCGAGCGGGAGAGUCUCGAGAAGACCAAGGGCAAGCCGAAGCCCAGGCAGAGAUCCCAAUUGCAGGUGGAAUCGGCGGGGGAAAGUGGUUCGGAUCAGGGUUCCGAAAGGGAGAUGGAAAGGGGCUUCUGGUCCACGGUCUUCGGACAGGCGGGUCUGGAGAUCAGUCAGGAUGAAGACGAGCGGAUUGCGGAUAUUAAAAAAGCUCAUCGGGCUCUCGAGCUGCUCGAGGACUAUCACGCCAGGCUAUCGGAGCCCCAGGAUCGGGCACUGCGUAUUGCAAUCGAACGCGUUAUACGCAUAUUUAAAUCUCGCUUGUUUCAAGCGCUGUUAGAUAUACAAGAAUUCUAUGAAUUGACAUUAUUGGAUGACUCGAAGAGCAUACAGCAAAAGACAGCGGAGACCUUGCAAAUUGCAACCAAAUGGGAGAAGGACGGACAGGCCGUUAAAAUAGCCGAUUUUAUCAAAACUUCAAAUUUAAAUCGCAAUUGCGCCUAUGAGUUUAACAACGACGCCUCAUCCAAUCAAACCAACCAAUCAGCCAAUCAACUCAAUCAGAAUCAGAUCGCGAAUAAUGUCAGCGCUCAGGCGCAGGCCGAAGCCCUCAGCAGAACAUUUAAGAGUGAAUUGGAAGAGAUCUUGAAUCAGCGAAUGCGCAUCGAGUCGGAUACGGAAAAUGCGAAGGAGCCACCGGCUGAGCAGCAGCAGCAGCGCAGUUCCCGCUCCCCGCAGCAGAAUCCGCAACAGCAGCAGCCGCAACAGCAACAGCAGCCGCAACAGCAGCUGGGAUCCAAGUCAAGGAGCGGGUCGCAGACUGUAAACGGCGAUGAUAGCUGGUUGUACGAGGACAUUCAGCUGGAGCGCGGCAACUCCGGAUUGGGAUUCUCGAUUGCCGGCGGCACGGAUAAUCCGCACAUCGGCACCGACACCUCCAUCUACAUCACCAAGCUAAUUUCCGGCGGAGCAGCUGCCGCCGAUGGACGGCUGAGCAUCAACGACAUUAUCGUUUCGGUGAACGAGGUGUCCGUGGUGGAUGUGCCGCAUGCCUCCGCCGUGGAUGCCCUGAAAAAGGCCGGCAAUGUGGUCAAGUUGCAUGUGAAGCGAAAACGUGACACGGCGGCCACCACUCCGGCCGCAGGAUCGGCGGCUGGAGAUGCCCGCGAUGGUGGACCCAAGGUCAUGGAAAUCGAUCUGGUCAAGGGCGGCAAGGGAUUGGGCUUCUCGAUUGCCGGCGGCAUUGGCAACCAGCACAUCCCCGGCGACAAUGGCAUCUAUGUGACCAAGCUGAUGGACGGCGGAGCGGCGCAGGUGGACGGACGUCUCAAUAUCGGCGACAAACUCAUUGCAGUGCGCACCAAUGGGAGCGAAAAGAAUCUGGAGAACGUAACGCACGAACUGGCGGUGGCCACGCUAAAAUCGAUCACCGACAAGGUGACGCUGAUCAUUGGGAAGACGCAGCACCUGACCACCAGUGCGUCUGGCGGCGGAGGAGGAGGCCUCUCAUCCGGACAGCAGUUGUCGCAGUCGCAGUCGCAGUUGGCCACCAGCCAGAGCCAAAGUCAGGUGCACCAGCAGCAGCAGCAGCAUCAGACGCCGAUGGUCAAUUCGCAGUCGACAGGUGCGCUAAAUAGUGUGGGACAUACGGUUGUCGAUUCUCCACCAUCACCAAUAACACCACAAGCAGCAGCAGCAACUGCAUCAGUCAUUGCAAGCAACACAACAGUCACCACAGUCACAGCCACCAACAGUAGCAGCAAGUUGCCGCCUUUGCUAAUUGGCGCCAACAGUAAUAGCAAUAUCAAUAGCAAUAGCAACAGCAACAGCAACAGCAAUAACAUCAACAACAACAGCAGUAGCAGCAGCACGACGGCAAUUGUUGCAACAGCGGCAGCAGCAACUCCACCCGCCUCCUUCUAUAACAAUAAUGCUUCCAUGCCCGCCCUGCCUGUCGAAUCCAAUCAAACAAACAACCGAUCCCAAUCACCCCAGCCGCGCCAGCCCGGCUCGCGAUAUGCCUCCACAAAUGUCCUGGCCGCCGUUCCGCCAGGAACUCCGCGCGCAGUCAGCACCGAGGAUAUAACCAGAGAACCGCGCACCAUCACCAUACAGAAGGGACCCCAGGGCCUGGGCUUCAAUAUCGUUGGCGGCGAGGAUGGCCAGGGCAUCUAUGUGUCCUUCAUCCUGGCCGGCGGUCCAGCCGAUCUCGGAUCGGAGCUGAAGCGCGGCGACCAGCUGCUCAGCGUGAACAAUGUCAAUCUCACGCAUGCCACCCACGAGGAGGCGGCCCAGGCGCUCAAGACUUCUGGCGGCGUGGUGACCCUGCUGGCGCAGUACCGACCCGAGGAGUACAACCGCUUCGAGGCGCGCAUCCAGGAGCUGAAACAGCAGGCUGCCCUCGGCGCCGGCGGAUCGGGAACCCUGCUGCGCACCACGCAGAAGCGAUCGCUCUAUGUGCGCGCCCUGUUCGACUACGAUCCCAAUCGGGACGACGGCCUGCCCUCGCGGGGAUUGCCCUUCAAGCACGGCGACAUCCUGCACGUGACCAAUGCCUCCGACGACGAAUGGUGGCAGGCGCGACGCGUUCUCGGCGACAACGAGGACGAGCAGAUCGGCAUUGUGCCGUCGAAGAGGCGCUGGGAGCGCAAGAUGCGGGCUCGGGAUCGCAGCGUCAAGUUCCAGGGCCAUGCGGCAGCCAAUAAUAAUGUGGAUAAGCAAUCGACAUUGGAUCGAAAGAAAAAGAAUUUCACAUUCUCGCGCAAAUUUCCGUUUAUGAAGAGUCGCGAUGAGAAGAAUGAAGAUGGCAGCGACCAAGAGCCCAAUGGAGUUGUGAGCAGCACCAGCGAACUCGACAUCAAUAGUGUCAACAACAAUCAGGCGAAUGAACCGCAACCCUUUAUGCUUUGCUACACACAAGACGAUGCCAAUGCUGAAGGAGGCGAGAUUAUCUACAGGGUGGAGUUACCCGAUAUGGAGCAGAUAACUCUGAUCUACUUGGAGAAUAGUGAUGCGGACUAUCCUUCCGAGGAGAACGUCCUGUCCUACGAGGCCGUGCAGCGCCUGUCCAUCAACUACACGCGCCCUGUGAUUAUUCUGGGGCCGCUGAAGGAUCGCAUCAACGAUGACCUAAUAUCGGAGUAUCCCGACAAGUUUGGAUCCUGUGUGCCACACACCACCCGACCCAAGCGGGAGUACGAGGUGGACGGCAGGGACUAUCACUUUGUGUCCUCGCGCGAGCAAAUGGAGCGGGACAUCCAGAACCAUCUGUUCAUCGAGGCGGGCCAAUAUAACGACAAUCUGUACGGCACAUCGGUGGCCAGUGUGCGCGAGGUGGCGGAGAAGGGCAAGCACUGCAUCCUGGACGUGUCCGGGAAUGCCAUAAAGCGCCUCCAGGUGGCCCAGCUCUAUCCCGUUGCAGUGUUCAUCAAGCCCAAGUCGGUGGAUUCGGUGAUGGAGAUGAAUCGUCGCAUGACGGAGGAGCAGGCCAAGAAGACGUACGAGCGGGCGAUUAAAAUGGAGCAGGAAUUCGGCGAAUACUUUACCGGCGUUGUCCAGGGCGACACCAUCGAGGAGAUCUACAGCAAAGUGAAGUCGAUGAUUUGGUCCCAGUCGGGACCAACCAUUUGGGUACCUUCCAAGGAAUCUCUAUGACCAACAGCCACCACAACUUGGACACUGCCGCCUCGAGUUCGAUGCCGACCGGUCUCGAGAACAACAAUAGGAG